AUGGAUUGUCGCAGUAUCUCGCCUUUGAUCGUUCAUUCAUCUGCAUUUAUAGAGCCAGUGGUAGUUCCAUCAAGAAAGCCAACAACUGGGGCUUCGACUGGGAGUCCAACCUCAGCAUCAACAAACGCUGGCGAAGGGCUGUCUUGCGGAGAUGGGCUGACUUGUGGUCCACAUUCUCAGCUCCUUUGCCUUAACAUGCACAAUUACUACCGAGGCCUACAUGGCUCUCCACCAAUGGAGUGUGACCCCGAGCUGGCGAAAUCUGCCCAGAAAUGGACAGAUCAACAAGCCGCUAAAGGUUAUAUGCACCAUUCCGAAUCGACAAACAGAUUUACUGAAAGCAUUUCUUGGAAAGGAUGGGGUUGGGAAGGGAUGGACAAAAUGGAAGGAGCCAUCCCUAAUGCAGUGAGAAGCUGGUAUUCAGAGAUCAAGAACGGUUACAAUUACCACACAGGCCGAGGUACUGGCGUCAUUGGACAUUUUCAAGCGGUAGUGUGGGCAGGAGAGACCAAGUUGGGUUGUGGACUUAACAUCAAGCCAAACGAUGGUACUUACGUCACUGCACGUUAUGCUCCGCCCUCUCACACGAGCAUGGAAAAAGAAAAAAUAGCUCCAGAUAAUGUAGAAUGCAGGAGAUCACCAGAACCCGGCUGCAAUAUACGUUCCGGUGACCGUGAAUUGUGCAGACUGGAUCUGACGGCACCAUUCGUCAAUCCAGGAAAUUGCCCCCUUGAAUGUUACUACGACGAUAUGAUUAUGAGUGAGCCGUCAGUUAAGUUUUACAAUCGCGAGGGACGUACUUGGUGUUUUAAGAGACAGUAA
Pocillopora verrucosa is the source of this 822-nucleotide messenger RNA. NCBI's taxonomy places the organism in Eukaryota, Metazoa, Cnidaria, Anthozoa, Scleractinia, Pocilloporidae. The record is from RefSeq and is a predicted model, not a curated record.